AUGGGUGUUAUUACAGCCACAUUAAUUGUGCUGACAAUAACUUAUCUCAUAUCUUUUGCUUUCCGAAAAAUCAAAUUCAUUUAUGACAAGCUUACGGUAUUCCAAGGGCCCGCGGCUCUUCCAUUUCUUGGAAAUUUCCAUCAAUUCCAUUUUGCUCCUGAUCAAUUUUUCGAACAAGCUCAAGGUAUUUCAUAUAUGAUGAGAAGAGGAGACACUAGAAUGACUAGAAUUUGGUUAUCUGGAUUACCAUUUGUUAUUUUAUAUGGAGCUGAAGAAGUUGAAGCAGUUUUAGGAAGUCCGAAAAUGCUUAAUAAACCAUUUUUGUAUCAAUUUUUGAGUGCGUGGAUUGGACAAGGAUUGUUAAUUGCGUAAGUUUCUAUCUAAAAAUCUGAAAAACUUCGAUAUAAAUUUCCUGAAAAUUUCAGAAAACCUGACAAAUGGCGACCUCGUCGAAAACUAUUGACACCAACUUUUCACUACGAUAUUUUGAAAGAUUUUGUGGAGGUGAAUUCAAUUUGUCAAAGUUUUUUGAACUCUGAUUUUUGCAGGUUUACAAUCGUCACGGUUCAACUCUUCUCUCAAAAUUCGAAGCUCUUGCUGAUAAAAAACCAGAUGAAUACACUGAUAUUUUCCAUACAAUAACACUUUGCACUUUGGAUGUUAUUUGUGAAGCAGCGUUGGGAACAUCUAUAAAUGCACAAAAGAAUCCACAUUCUCCAUAUUUAGAUGCAGUUUUCAGGUGAGAUUUUUUCAAGUUAAAUUAGAAAUGUCGAAUCUUUUUAUAGAAUGAAAGAGAUUGUAUUUGAUCGUUUGAUUCGUCCACAUUAUUAUUCCGAUACACUUUUCAAUAUUCUUGGUCCUGGAAAAGAGCACAAUGAAUGUGUUAAAAUUCUUCAUGAAUUCACAAGCAAAGCGAUUUAUGAAAGAAAAGCAAAAGUUGAUGCCGCGGGAGGAGUUGAACAAUUAUUAGCUCAAGAAACUGCUGAAGGAAGAAGAAGAAUGGCAUUUUUGGAUUUGAUGUUGGAUAUGAAUUCAAAAGGAGAAUUGCCGAUGGAAGGAAUUUGUGAAGAAGUUGACACUUUCACGUUUGAAGGUAAGUUAAUUAUUCUAUUAGGAUUUCAAAAUGAAAUAUUAUAUAGGGCAUGAUACAACAUCUGCUGCAAUGAAUUGGUUCCUUCAUUUAAUGGGUGCAAAUCCACAUAUUCAAUCAAAAGUUCAACAAGAAAUCGAUGAUGUUUUGGGAGAAGCUGAUCGACCGAUAACUUAUGAGGAUCUUGGAAAAUUAAAAUAUUUAGAAGCAUGUUUCAAGGAAACUUUGAGACUGUAUCCAUCAGUUCCUUUGAUUGCUCGACAAUGUGUUGAAGAUAUCACAAUUCGAGGGAACACAUUACCCGCUGGAACUGCUGUUGUAAUGGUUCCAUCAAUGGUUCAUAAAGAUCCAAAAUAUUGGGACGAUCCAGAAGUUUUUGAUCCGGAAAGAUUUAUUUCUGGAGUUUUAAAACAUCCGUAUGCUUAUAUUCCAUUUUCGGCUGGAAGUCGAAAUUGUAUUGGAAUGAGAUUUGCUAUGAUGGAAGAAAAAUGUAUAUUAGCAAUGAUUUUGAAAAAAUUGAAAGUAAAAGCAAAACUAAGGACGGAUCAAAUGAGAGUUGCUGCUGAAUUGAUUAUUAGACCAAUGUUUGGAAAUGAAUUGAUGUUUAGAAGACGAGAAUUUGGAGAAUAUUCACCGAUCAUAGCAUAA
This is a messenger RNA of Caenorhabditis angaria, 1738 nucleotides long. Lineage: Eukaryota; Metazoa; Nematoda; Chromadorea; Rhabditida; Rhabditidae. The record is from the annotation of a GenBank genome assembly.